This is a messenger RNA of Amoebophrya sp. A25, 5548 nucleotides long. The record is from the annotation of a GenBank genome assembly. NCBI's taxonomy places the organism in Eukaryota, Dinophyceae, Syndiniales, Amoebophryaceae.
AUGGUCAGCCAUGGAUCCAUGCCUAUGCGUGCCCCACCCGGGCUCGGCAGCGUGCUCCAAGGAGACGAAGCGGCGCGAGUUGGCCGCAUUAUGAUGGAAUACGGAUCCAAGAUGCCAGUUUCCGUCUUCCUCGAUACCAUUGCAAACAAAUACUGGGCACGGUACCAAAUCUUAGGAAUUUUACAACAACAACAAGAACAAAUCUUGGCUUCUCACACGUAAGUAGAGAGGACAACAGCAGCAUUCAAACACUUUACAUGCAAUCACCCGCAUGUUCCUUCACUGUCCAUUCUCCCCUGUUCGCCAUUCUAGGUUCGGAGAAAAGUUGCAAUCUGCGCCAUAUGAGCUGAUGACUGAGCUGCGAAGCAACAAAGUCCUAAAGCGCGACGGAGAGGGCAUCGUCGCCACUGCGUCUCGUCCGGGGGACUUCGUACUGUUCGUGUCGUGCGUCCAGACCGUUCUGAGCGAAGCAGCUACCCCCUUGUCCGCUCAAGACGUUGAAGCCGCUUGGUACUAUUUCGCACCUUGAUACCGAUGUGUGAUGGCACACAUUUUUGUAAGGCAUAGUAUGAUGUCGAACAUAAACAAGAAGGACCAAGUUGUAGUGCAAAGGUUUCUGUUGUGUUUUGGGAACAAGUUGUAGUUCGAAAGCUCUUUCUUUAAUAUGUGCUGUAAAACCUCAUCGAAGAUGAAAUCAGCUUUCUUGAAAUUUACUUUCAAUGUAUCAACAAUCCAGGAUCCGUUACCAGGCAGACCCGGCUUAUGAGGACCGGUUUGCAUUACUGUCGUCGUUUUUACGCCGUCACGAGUUCAAGAGCCUUGGAGGUGUACUCGACAACAUCUGCGAGGUCGAUUUCGAGAUGCGUCACUCCGAUGGCAUGGCAACCCGCGUUUACAAGCUGGAUAACAACGGCAAUAAGGCGUGGACCACUGCCGGUACAACUGAAUCGGGGGAAAAGAAGACGAUCGACACUUCUAAGGGUAGCAAGAUGAACAAGAAUGUUAAGGGAGCUACGACUACGAGUACGAACAUCAACAACACUACGAACAUGAGCAAGAAAGGAGGAGGUGAGCAUGACGUUCAGGGAGAUGAACCGAAGGAUGCAUCUUCAGCGUCGAAGGUGUCGAAGUUGCACUACAACGCUAAGCCCUUUUCUAUGGGUAACACGUAUCAUGAUGCCGCUUUUGCAGGUGGCGGUGGUACGGGAUCUGGGGAUGCGUUUUACGGCAACACAGCCACAGGAGCUUCAUCCAUCUACGAUUACACCAGUGGCGCAGCAGUAACUACAGGUCAGCACGUGCUUCCGACCCCGCCGCCGCCAUCUGCUGCUGUGUAUGCGGGAAGCGUGGUGGGUGCGGCCGCCGGUUGGGGCAACAUGCCUGGCAGUCCGGAGAUGCACGAUGCUGGCAGCUACCUUUCCAGUAGCCCGGCUUUGCCGAGCGGGGUAGACCAGCACCGCUGGGGCACGGCUUCGCCGGAUUCGCUUGGGUGCGGUUCGCCGGGUGAGGACGGGUCCGGGUGGUACAGUCCGAUGGAGAGCAGCGGCUGGGGUCUGAAUGAACCAGUCGGUCUGUACCCUACGCUCUCCGUGAGCAGUCAGAACUCGACGUACUCCGCCGGCGCAGCCUACAACUACACUUAAGGCUUCGUGCCCUAAUAAUCCAUCUCAGUCCAGAAGAAUCUUGAAGCAGCGAAGGCGCAUCAACAAGAUGCGUUUCAAGAUGACUAUUUAGUUUUCCCUCAGAAAAAAGAAGAAGCAAGAAACAACUCUUCAACAUUGACCUCUUGCCAGGCACAUCAAUCAAGCAGAAUCAACGUCAUCAUCUUAGGUCCCUUCAAGCAAUAUUAUAGUUAUACAGUUACAACUGUCUAAUACACGCCGAGUCUCGGGAACGAACCGGGGUCCCCGGAAGAUCACGGUCUUAAAAGUUGGAUGUUAUCGGACGCUGCAACGCUGCACCGUGCCGCGGAAAUCCUCCAGAUGAUGGACGGUGGAGCGGGAUACAGCAGUCAGCUGCUUCAACAACAGAUGCUGACCCUGAAUGCCAGCAUGACGGCGGCUGCGAAGGGCGCGCCCACUGCAGCAAGCAAAGGACUAUCUACCGGAGGAGGUACAGCUACUUCUGCUUUCCACACUAACGUCGCAGGGAAAAACGGGAAUUUUUACAACAAUAAUAUGCAGACCUCUAGCACUAAAGGCGGAAAAGGACCAGGAGGUAGUACUGCUGGUGCCUGGGCGGGCGAUACAUCUGCGGCGAACAUCAACAACUUGACGGGCACUUUGAACACCAGCACAACCACGGUGUGGGAUGGUCUGGGGUCGUCCACCUACGAGGACGCGAAAUCCUGGGGGAAAGUACCGCCACCGCCACCACCAGUUGUACUGCCCAUGGCGCCGACUCCCAACGCGAAAGGCAAGAAAGGCAAGGGCAAAGUCGGCAGCAAGUCUGGAUCUGGAAUAACAUCCUCAUCUUCAAUCACUACAAGAUCUUCAGCAGCCCCUUCUGCUAAUGUUGGUUCCAGCAGCACAAACAAGCAAGGUCAACAUCUUCAAAGUACUACGUCUACAACAACAGGCGCUUCGGUUGUAAGCAAUAAUAAAGCACUGGGCAGCAAUUCGACAACAGGUUCUACGUCGACUACUGGAAAUGAUCAAUCGGCAGCUCCGUGCUACGGUGCUGCGCCAGGCCUGGAGCAGUCUAAUCCUUAUGCCACACCACAGAAGCGCUGGAAAGCUGAGGUAUCUGCUGCUUCAUCUGGUAUCGAGAAUUCUGGCGCCAAAACGACGGCUGAGACGCGCAAACACGUGACCCCGCUCUUUUUAUGCUGGUCACUCUAUCGGAUAAUCAGUAUCUUGUUCUAUACUUAGUUAGACUUAUCUAACAUAAUCAUUUUGAUUUUCUUCUGCUUGAGAUCACCUUAUCCACCAUUUUCUAUACUUACAACAAGAGCCAUCUUUUUCUUGAUCUUAUUGAGCAGCAUUUUAUGUGGUCCUUUCUUUAAUAUGCUUAAAAAUUCACUACGUACUAGUUGUUCAUGUUCUCCAGACAGAUGAUCCUGUUCCUGUGUUGCUUAACCUUGUUAUGGGGAAAACCAAAGAACACGUUAGGGACUUGACUUAACAUGCUUUUGAGAUAAGUAGAUGUACGAAAAGUUGGUACGAUAAGUAGGUGUACGCAAGCUCUAAGCUUUUCGCCGCCAGCUCUCGAAGGUAGUUGGAGUGCGGGACCCCCAGCAGCGCCAAAAGCUACUCCAUGCCUCAAGCCGAACGCUCCGACGCCGGUCUUGAAACCAUGUGGAAGUGUAGCAUUCCUAUUAAACUUCUGUUUAACAUAAUUAAGUAGAUAGUUUGUUAGUAUGUUGGUAUAUAUUUAUAAAACUACUUUUGUUUCAUUUAAAUUACAGCAUAUUUAUAUCAUAGAAGGUGUCUUGCCUGUUGAGUUUCUUACGUAGACGUAGUUCUGACUACUUUUCGUUUUUCAAAUUUUCCUCAAUCCACACAACAGCCACCCCCAGCUUCGGAACCAGAUAUGCAAAAGCUCCAUAAAGCUAUUUUGAAGUUCCUAGACGAAAAGCCGACCGCAAGUGUGGACGAAGCGGCACGUGAUUUCGAUGUCAAGACUUGCUGGAAAAGCGUUGGUACUGGUCCCAUAUUCAGUACUUUUUCUUUUAGUUCAAUUAUCCCCUUGAUAAUUUGUAUCGUUGAACAAAUUAUUUGUCAUCGUUCUCUUCUACGCUUAUAUGUAAAUCUUGUUACUUUCUCAAAAUUAUUACCAGGUCGUGUGCCACUCUGGAAAUUGUUGAAGCAGUUCCCGUCGACAGUGCACCAGAAGCAGCAGCCGGAUGGUGUGUGGAUCAUUCGUCGUGUGACAGAAGAAGACAGCGUCGAGAUGCCACGAGUCCAGUGAUUCUAGACUGAAAGAGGAGUCAGCCAGUCAGUCAGAAACGACUGUCGACUUGAAGAAGACUCUGACUGGUGGAGAUGGCUGAUUGGCUCAUUACAUCCUUCACUAGCAUCCCUGACUCUUUUUUUUCCAGUAGGAAAUACGUCAGGGACGUUCUGAGGAAUGUAAUUCCGUAACCUCUAAAAAUGGUUGUUGAGCACCACAGACACGAUAGUUACCGAACUUUUUUUCCCACCGGAUGAAGAUCGAUUCCGCAGGGCGUUUCUAGUUGAGGAGAGACUGUUAUAAUUCCCUCUACUUUUAUUUAGAUGGAUUAUACGGCCAAAAAGCCCGACUAAUCGGGCCGCCGACGUCGCCCAAAAAUGAAUUAAUGAGUACGGGGCGGUGAUGUGUACGAGUUAGUCUUAUUUUGCUUCACCCGUGGUCAUUCAAUGAAUCCAAAGAAAAAUGAAUGUCCUUUCUUUAUUCAAUAACUUAUAUAUUCUUCAACUCAGGUAGUAAGGACUAAGAUCUGAAAAAAUUUAGAUUUACUGUUGAUAAAGAUUCUUGGGUCGACGAACAUGGUUCAUUUCGAAGAAAAAAUAUUUAUUCGCAUACAAUAAGAACUAUAAGAACUAUAGCACCAAUCUGCAUAGCGCGAUAGGCAUCUAAAAUUGAUACUAGAUCACGGAAUUAUCGAAUGAACACUAACUGGCAAUUCUUAGUUGGUAACAGAUAUCCAUCUACUUCUACACAAGACAGGAGCAUACUUCUUUCCUCUGCAGCUGUCUGCAGCAACCGCUGUUGUCCAUGUCUUCUAUCUUAUAAUUUUUGCGCGAUUAUCUAUCUUCGAUGUCAAUUCGAAGGUCUGUACAGAAUUUGAACAGAUUGUGGAUAGAUAUACUUGAAUGAAUACGAUGAUGUACAUGUUGAAGGUUGACCAAGGAAGAAAAAAGAGAGAGCUACUGGAUUCCGACAAAGAAUAAAGUCAGUACCAUUCGGUCUACUGUCUGCCAACUACAUGAUUAUGAAUGACAACGCGAUGAUUAAGGAGGGUCACGACCACGAUGAUGAUGAAAUAUUUCUGUUUGGCAAGAUGGGUGUAAUCGAGCAUAAAAAUCCUACCGAGUUCAUGUUUUGCAAGAGAUUGAUGUAAUAAUCAUUGCUGUUAUUCAUGUUAAGCAAGAGUACAUGUCCUUGAACAGAGUUGGUAUAAUUUUUUGAUAGUUAGUAUGUCAUAGAUCGAUGAAAUCACAAUUAUUUUCUUUCUGCUUGAAAGCUAGAUUUUGUCAACGAAAAAGAUGAAGUAUAAAUAUAUAAACUUAAAAGUUGUUGUGCAGAUCCAGAUAGAAAUAGAUUUAUAAGAUGAUUUAGAAUCGAACUGUUUUUUUUGACGCAGGGCACGCAGGUAAUCCCAUCAGAUGAGAGGACGCAAAGACCGUUGCUGGCCUCUCCCAGUUAAAGACCUGAAGGUGAUAGGAAAGCACGUCGCUCUACUCAAGCAAAAUGAAUUAGUAGGACUUUUCCAUGUAUCCUACUGACCCAGCCCUUCGAGGGGGAAAAUAAAUCUUUUCUUUCGUGAAAUGAAUAAAUUGAGAGAAACAAAAAUACGACGGCCUGGAAGACCAAGGAAAUCUGAACCAGUUUGUUAUAAUGAGUGAAG